Messenger RNA from Danaus chrysippus (African queen), 1485 nucleotides. Lineage: Eukaryota; Metazoa; Arthropoda; Insecta; Lepidoptera; Nymphalidae. The record is from the annotation of a GenBank genome assembly.
AUGCCGGAGUGUCCCGAUUCGUUUAAUUUUACUAUACCAAUUAUCAGCUACACGAUGGAAACGGACAAUAACACUAGUAAUGCUGAGAGGCCGCUGCCAAAGAUUAAGAAGACGUCGCUAUUGACGCCGGUUAAGAUUGAAACUCCGGAUAGUGGGAGGAGGCUGUCUGAGCCAGCCAGGUAUUACAUUCCACCGCAAUGUAACAACAGGUUAUCACCUAGGAGCGCAAGGAAACGGGAUACAAGAAGAAAUUCUAAAUCAUCAGUGAUGACGGACUCGCCGUGCAAAGAGACUUUUGGAUUGAAGCCAUGUAGCUGUGAGGAUUGUCGAUCCUCAAGUCCAUUGCCCCCUGGGUAUGGCCCACAAACGUUAACACCUGGAUAUGAUCAGAUGCAAAGUUCAUUGUUGGAAGUGCCGUGGUCCGAGGAUUACACCGAAGCAUCGAGUGAUGAUCUCAGUUCUGAAUGGGAUUCCGAUGUACCAGAACCACCACGACCCACACAAAAGCAAUCAGAAAGAUGGAGGAAGCUGAGGAAUAUUGUGCAAUGGACCCCCUUUUUUCAAACCUACAAGAAGCAGAGGUACCCUUGGGUACAGCUAGCUGGUCACCAGGGGAACUUCAAAGCCGGACCAGACCAGGGAACCAUAUUAAAGAAGCUGAGCCCACAAGAAGAAAGAUGCUUUAAGUUGCUGAUGAAGGAUGUAUUGCGACCAUUCGUUCCUGGUUACAAAGGACAGGUCACAUGCGAAGACGGCGAAUUAUAUUUACAACUCCAAGAUCUCCUCAGCGACUUCGACUGUCCAUGCGUUAUGGAUUGCAAGAUUGGCGUACGGACUUAUCUGGAAGAGGAAUUAGCUAAAGCUAAGGAGAAAACUAAGUUAAGAAAAGACAUGUACGAGAAAAUGAUCCAAAUAGAUCCUAAAGCGCCAACAGAGGAAGAGCAUAGAAGCAAAGGCGUUACCAAGCCACGGUACAUGAUUUGGAGAGAGACAAUCAGUUCCACUUCGACCUUGGGCUUUAGGAUAGAAGGCGUGAAGAAGGCAGAUGGAACCAGCUCAAAAGACUUCAAGACCACAAAAACGAGAGAUCAAAUUGUCGAAGCUUUCAAAGAUUUCGCUAACACCUCCACUGCCGUGCCAAAAUAUCUCGAACGGCUGAAGGCUAUUCGGGCUACUCUAAUGGAAUCAAGCUUCUUCCAAACUCACGAACUGAUAGGCAGUUCCCUGCUCUUCGUUCACGACAAAAGAAAAGCCUCUAUUUGGAUGAUAGAUUUCGCUAAAACAGUACCUGUGCCAGAGAACAUAACCAUCGACCACAAUUCCGCUUGGAAGGUCGGUAACCAUGAAGACGGCUACCUCAUCGGCAUCAAUAACUUAAUAUCAAUAUUCGAAUCCCUUAUCAAAGACGAUAACGGUAACAUAGAUCAGUGUUAUUCGAAUUUAAGUUUAGAUAAAAACGUUAGAAGAGACAGCUUAGCCACUUGA